AAAUUCACACUCGAAAAACCGAGUAGGUUUAGUCUUCAGUAGGGAACUAAAAAACACACAAGUUUUCAUCACAUCAAACCUGUUCAACAUCCCCACGUUGUUGCUGUCACUGUUGUUGCCGUUGUCAGAAGUUCCUAUAUCCCAUCAGCCAAGAAAAAAAUAAAAGCAUUCAAUGUUUGAGGGCGGAAUAAGAUCCUGAUCUAAUAUAACCCACAUGCUGGAAACAUGACUUCCGAUACGGAAUUCUCUGACGAGGAUCACGGUGACUCGCAUCGUUCGCUUCACAGUCACUUGACGACCGGAACCUGUGACAGCGACGAGGAUAUCUGUACGGAAAUCGUUUUGCCCGACAGUCCACACAGAACUCCCGAACCGGAUGACUUUUUCUACCAGGUCCUCUCGGUGGAGCAGAUCGUUCAACACCAGCGCAACAUCAUCGAUGAGGUCAACAACGUUCUGAACUUAUCUCCCCAGGUCACCCGUAUCAUACUAAAUCACUUCAAAUGGGACAAGGAGCGACUGUUUGAAAAUUAUUUUGAGAGCAGUCCACAGGAGUUCUUUCAGCGCGCCCAUGUGGUGAAUCCUUUCGAGAAGAAGAGUGAACUGGAUUUGCCGAGCACCUCGAAAACAAUCUGCACAUCCUCUUGCUCCUCGCAGAAAUUUUGUGGCAUUUGCCUGAGUCCUUGCAACGAGCUGAAAGGAGUGGGCUGUGGUCACAACUUCUGUGCGGCCUGCUGGAAACAGUAUUUGGCCAAUAAGACCUGCAGCGAGGGCUUGGCCAAUACGAUUGCGUGUCCCUCGGCCAACUGCGAUAUCCUGGUGGAUUAUGUAUCAUUCCUAAAACUGGCCGAUGAUCCGGAGGUUAUAGAGCGCUAUCAACAGCUCAUAACGAACACCUUUGUGGAGUGCAAUACGCUAAUGAGAUGGUGCCCGGCUCCGAAUUGCACAUGUGCCAUUAAAGCCAAUUGUGUGGAAGCACGGCCAGUGCUCUGCAAAUGUGGCCAUCAGUUUUGUUUUGGCUGUGGCGAAAAUUGGCAUGAACCCGUCAGUUGUAGUUGGCAUAAAAAAUGGAUGAAAAAAUGCCUCGACGAUUCGGAGACUUCGAAUUGGAUCGCUCAAAAUACAAAGGAGUGUCCCAAAUGUAAUGUGACCAUUGAAAAGGACGGUGGAUGCAAUCACAUGGUCUGCAAAAAUCCUGCCUGUCGCUAUGAUUUCUGCUGGGUUUGCCUGGGAUCCUGGGAGCCACACGGUUCGUCCUGGUACAGUUGCAAUCGAUUCGAUGAGGAGGAGGCCAAGCAGGCGAGAUUGGCCCAGCAGAGAUAUCGCUCCUCGAUGGCCCGAUAUCUGCACUACUACAAUCGCUAUAUGAAUCAUAUGCAGAGCAUGAAGAUGGAGAACAAACUGUAUGCCAAUGUUCAGGCCAAAAUCGACGAUAUGCAGGAGGAGAUGAGCUGGAUUGAGGUUCAAUUUCUGCGCGAGGGCGUCGAUGUUUUGUGCCAAUGCCGAUCCACUCUAAUGUACAGCUACGUUUUUGCCUUCUAUUUGGGAAACAACAAUCAGAAGAUCAUCUUCGAGGACAACCAGAGGGACAUGGAAAUGGCCACCGAGAAGAUUUCCGAGUGCUUGGAGCGAGAGAUCACUGUGAAGAAUCUCUACGAAGUCAAGCAGAAGGUUUUGGACUUGUCGCACUACUGCCAAAAGCGUCGAAAUGUACUUCUUUGCCAUGUGAGGGAGGGUUACGAAAAGGACUGGUGGGAAUUUAUCGAGGAUACUGCAACCUAAUCAACCUUUGACAUCUGCAACACGUACAAAAAAAGAGUUUAAAGACUUUUACCUAAUGCACACAAUAAUUUUUAUUUGGACUCCUCUCUGGUCGGAUUGAUUCUAGUCCAUCUGACCAUGAGCCCUCGAAAUUCUAUAGUUUUAAAACAGGAAUAGACAGAAAUAAAUAUAUAAAAUUCA
Drosophila ficusphila is the source of this 1962-nucleotide messenger RNA. RefSeq names its product E3 ubiquitin-protein ligase ariadne-1. Gene Ontology annotation, biological process: ubiquitin-dependent protein catabolic process; protein polyubiquitination; positive regulation of proteasomal ubiquitin-dependent protein catabolic process. Bases 226 to 1782 code for a protein of 518 amino acids. The transcript has a single exon. Lineage: Eukaryota; Metazoa; Arthropoda; Insecta; Diptera; Drosophilidae. The record is from RefSeq and is a predicted model, not a curated record. Gene Ontology annotation, molecular function: ubiquitin protein ligase activity; ubiquitin conjugating enzyme binding; zinc ion binding. Gene Ontology annotation, cellular component: nucleus; ubiquitin ligase complex; cytoplasm.